Molecule: messenger RNA, 1042 nt
Organism: Megalobrama amblycephala (Wuchang bream)
Lineage: Eukaryota; Metazoa; Chordata; Actinopteri; Cypriniformes; Xenocyprididae
Exons: 3
Coding region: 113-892 (259 amino acids)
Source: RefSeq, a predicted model, not a curated record
AUCUGUCCCAUGAUUCUUGUUCCUCACAUGCACAGUAACAUCCUCUUCACUUGGGUUCAAUUUUAAUGAAAUACGGCUCUCUAAUACAAAGGUUUGGGGAAGAAAGUCUCUGAUGGUGUGUUGUAGAGUCAAUGCAAGAAAAAUAAAAAGGAACAAACGCAACCGUCAGUGCAAGAGCAAAGAGAAACCUCCCAGAAUGAUAUCUGUGUUUAAUCAUCUUGAAAAAGAAUUGGUCACCCUCUAUCUGAGAGAUUUCCCUCAGAUCCAGCAGAGGAUGGACAGAGUGUGUCUUCUCAUCAGCACAUUUGAAGAAGAUUUCAGACGUGCUUCUGAAGCCGUUACUAAUGCAGGGAAUGUGGAAGUAGCUGGAGGAUUCAUGAUGGGUUUGGGGUUAGUUUUAGCUCCAGUUCAUCUGGGCAUUUCUGCUCUCAUCACAGGAUCAGCAGUAGUUGUGCUUUCAGGAGCUGCAAUUAGUGAUAAACUCUGGAACAAGAAGAUCAGGAGCCAGCAGGAACAAUUUAUACAAGACACUGAAGCUGAACUUUUAACAUUUCAGUAUAUAAUCACCCCUCUGACUGACAAGAUGAAAGACAUCAGUCAGCGAGUUCAUGAAAUAUUGAGAGACCUCAAUAACCCACAGCAUGAUGUCGGGUAUUUGAGUAAAUAUUUUUCAUCUGCCAGUGAAUUAGUGCGCUUCAUACAGAUCUAUGACAUUAGUGUUCUGGCUGCGCAGAUGCAGUCUCAGACGUCAAGUUUGAUCGGAGCUCAGUUGAUCAGACUUCUGCCAGUUAGGAUGGCGUUCGUUCAGAUGUGGAUAGAAAUGAUUCAGUUACAGAAUGUCAUGGAUGAAAUGACUAAAACAAUAGACAGAAUAGCAAACCAACCUGGUUAAUAUGAAGGAAAUAAGAAAUCUCAUUGAUUUGAAGUGCUCUGAACAUUAAAUUGUCAUAAAAACUUUAAUGUUAUCAUCAACAAAAGAUUUAAUUAAAUAUAAUUUAGCUAUAGUUAAACUUGAUUUAUAUUUCUUGAUUAUAAUUUAGUA